Messenger RNA from Dendrobium catenatum, 886 nucleotides. Its product is annotated as sm-like protein LSM8. Lineage: Eukaryota; Viridiplantae; Streptophyta; Magnoliopsida; Asparagales; Orchidaceae. The record is from RefSeq and is a predicted model, not a curated record. Gene Ontology annotation, cellular component: precatalytic spliceosome; U6 snRNP; U4/U6 x U5 tri-snRNP complex. Gene Ontology annotation, biological process: mRNA splicing, via spliceosome. The coding region runs from base 359 to 655 and encodes 98 amino acids. The transcript is spliced from 7 exons. Gene Ontology annotation, molecular function: RNA binding.
CAGAUCGGAAGUUACGACAUUUUGAUCGGAAGCAACAACGGGAGCUCGCUGGCUGUGAAGGUGACUCCAUUUGAGCAAAAAAGAAUGCUGGAAGUUUUCAGAAGAAUUUUUUGCAGGAACCUCGUACAACUGCGAAUGUCGGAAAUUGAAAACUGUAUAGGCGCUUGAAAUGUGAAAAAUUUCCGCCAUUUCAUCUUUUUACCUUUAUUUUGAGAGGGCGGGUGUCCGUCUUCAGUCGGGCUGACAAGAUAACUUUGGACUGGCUCGGGUUGCAACUCAAAUAAAUAUCCCGGACUUUCCACGGGUGGGAGCUAUUCUGUUACAACUUAUUGUAUAGAUCUAACUGAUCUGAAACCUGAUGUCAACUGGCCCAGGCCUUGAAUCUCUUGUAGACCAGACAAUAUCAGUUAUAACAAAUGAUGGGCGCAAUAUCGUGGGAAUCUUGAAAGGCUUUGAUCAAGCAACAAAUAUCAUUCUUGAUGAAUCCCAUGAGCGGGUUUACUCCACUAAGGAAGGCGUCCAGCAACUUGUUCUAGGGUUGUAUAUCAUCAGAGGAGAUAACAUAAGCGUUGUUGGAGAACUGGAUGAAGAACUGGACGCUAAUCUGGACUUGUCUAAACUGAGGGCGCAUCCCCUCAAGCCUGUCAUUCAUUAAGGUUUUUGCUGAAGCCAUCGAAAUUAUUAACAGAACGUUUGUUGCAUUAAUUUCUUCUCUACCUUGCAUGGAUCAAUUUCAAUCAGAAUUUAAGGUUUAGAAUUAUUUAUAUAAGGUCCUACUCCAGUUAUCACUCGAUUCUAUUUUCCUUGUUGAGCUAACUUGUUAAUUGUGUUUGUUUUUAUUAUGAAAAUUUAAUGAUCAUGCCACCAUGAUUCAUGUUCAUCUCAA